Molecule: messenger RNA, 36009 nt
Organism: Coregonus sp. 'balchen'
Lineage: Eukaryota; Metazoa; Chordata; Actinopteri; Salmoniformes; Salmonidae
Source: the annotation of a GenBank genome assembly
CAUGGCGGCGCACAUUGAGGAGGUGUAAGCCAUGACAACAGGGUGAAUACAACGACUUUACGUGCACAAUAACAUUUUGAAUCUGAUAUAGAUAAUGGAUCACGAUAAAAGCCAUAUCGCUUAACGCAAGGAUUUGGAAAUUGAACACAGUGAGUAACUUCAAACCCUGUGAUCAAAGCUACUUUUUCACUGACGUUCAACAUGCAACAUCUAGCUUACAAAUGUCACUAGCUAGCUAAUGUGGCUGUCAUUUCAAGAAAUGAUAGCUCGAGUCGCGUUCUAGCUAGCUAGCUAUUUUUCUUAUUAACGGUAUUCGUGAUUCAUUUGUUGAAUAACUAACAAGCACAUAAAACUAUUAUAUUACACAAAUGCUAAUGUAUUUACCCUGUGAACUUGGAACAACGUGAUUUGCAUCGCCUGAAUCUUUCAAGGUGCAUGCAAGGCUCUCUAUGGUAAAGAUAUGGCAUUCACAAGGGUCAAUGUAACCAUAUAAACAUCUUAUCCUCUAUCUCUCUCUCCUACACACACUCUCAUAUGCACAGACACAACCUUGUGUAUGUCUCUUUCUCUCUCUUUCUCUCUAUAUAUCUCUCUCUCUGCUCUAGCUGGAGGAUAGUGUAUUUGUGGCAUUGCACUGAUGUCCCAUAGAGACUAUAGAGUAGCUAGGCUACAGCAGAGCAGAUGUCUCCAUCUAUGGUUUGAGUGGGUGUUUGAGGAGAAUGAAUGCUGCUGGCUGGUGAGCGAGCGACACUUGCUCUACAGUCUGCACACAAUCAUCAUGUCAAAUGUUUCAAUAUUAUUGACUUGGUCGUGCAUGAAAGAUACUGACAUAUACUGUUCAUGCAUGUAGUGCUUUUUUGUGAGUUGUUUGUCAUACUUGAAGUACUUAACAUUUAGCUGAAUUCUCAAAGAUUGAUAGCGUAUAUAAAACCAACUCCUUCAAGUUAUCCAUGUCAGUAGGCUUAAAGAUUCAUUGAGUGUGUCAAUGUGUCACCUUCUGUAUGGUUAUGGACGUGCUAACUACCACUAGGCUAUAGGCUCUUUAGAGAGGUUCCCAGGCAGUCCCUCCAUAGGCACACAUCAUCAGCUCAGGGAUAUAACCUAGCCUACUGUAUAGAGUGAAAACCACUUGCUGUCUUCUAUGGCAGUCUUGCAAUGAUGAUUUAGUGACCAGGAAAAUACCCUUCGCCUCUGUUUAUUUUUAUUUUUACUAGAGGCAAUUGCAAGGGGCAAUUGGAGGUUGACACGUCUGACCCACUUGUGUUACCAAGGGCCUUGACUUAUAUGCUGUGUGGGAUGGAACACUUCUUGGGAAAUAUUUUCAUGAUGUGUCAUGUCAGCAGCAUCUGUGUCACUCAAGUGUCUGUGUGAGUGUGUCUCUGUUGUCAAGGUUGCUAUGUUAUUAUAAUAAUAUAGGGUAAAUAAAUGUGAAUUCAAUCCCUUUUUGACAGCAUCCCUUUUGAUUUAAACAAAACUAUCCAAUUUGUAAGUCGCUCUGGAUAAGAGCGUCUGCUAAAUGACAAAAAUGUAAAUGUAAAUCUAUACUUGUUUGCCCGGCAUGGAAGAAGUGGAUAGAAAGUAGGGUUGGGCGGUAUCCAGAUUGUCAUAUCGUCCUUCUCUCACCCCAGGAUAUACGUUUACUUAUAGUACCAGUCAAAAGUUUGGACACACCUACUCAUUCCAGGGUUUUUCUUUAUUUUUUCAAUUUACUACAUUGUAGAAUAAUAGUGAACACAUCAAAACUAUGAAAUAACACAUGGAAUCAUAUAGUAACCAAAAAAAAUCAAAAUAUAAUUUAUAUUUGAGAUUCUUCAAAUAGCCACCCUUUGCCCUGAUGACAGCUUUGCACACUCUUGGCAUUCUCUCAACCAUGAGGUAGUCACCUGGAAUGCAUUUAAAUUAAAAGGUGUGCCUUCUUAAAAGUUAAUUUGUGGAAUUUCUUUCCUUCUUAAUGCGUUUGAGCCAAUCAGUUGUGUUGUGACAUGGGUUGGUAUACAGUGGAGAAAAAAAGUAUUUAGUCAGCCACCAAUUGUGCAAGUUCUCCCACUUAAAAAGAUGAGAGAGGCCUGUAAUGUUCAUCAUAGGUACACGUCAACGAUGACAGACAAAAUGAGGGGAAAAAAUCCAGAAAAUCACAUUGUAGGAUUUCUAAUGAAUUUAUUUGCAAAUGAUGGUGGAAAAUAAGUAUUUGGUCAAUAAAAAAAGUUUCUCAAUACUUUGUUAUAUACCCUUUGUUGGCAAUGACACAGGUCAAACGUUUUCUGUAAGUCUUCACAAGGUUUUCACACACUGUUGCUGGUAUUUUGGCCCAUUCCUCCAUGCAGAUCUCCUCUAGAGCAGUGAUGUUUUGGGGCUGUCGCUGGGCAACAGACUUUCAACUCCCUCCAAAGAUUUUCUAUGGGGUUGAGAUCUGGAGACUGGCUAGGCCACUCCAGGACCUUGAAAUGCUUCUUACGAAGCCACUCCUUCGUUGCCUGGGCGGUGUGUUUGGGAUCAUUGUCAUGCUGAAAGACCCAGCCACGUUUCAUCUUCAAUGCCCUUGCUGAUGGAAGGAGGUUUUCACUCAAAAUCUCACGAUACAUGGCCCCAUUCAUUCUUUCCUUUACACGGAUCAGUCGUCCGGGUCCCUUUGCAGAAAAACAGCCCCAAAGCAUGAUGUUUCCACCCCCAUGCUUCACAGUAGGUAUGGUGUUCUUUGGAUGCAACUCAGCAUUCUUUGUCCUCCAAACACGACGAGUUGAGUUUUUACCAAAAAGUUAUAUUUUGGUUUCAUCUGACCAUAUGACAUUCUCCCAAUCCUCUUCUGGAUCAUCCAAAUGCACUCUAGCAAACUUCAGACGGGCCUGGACAUGUACUGGCUUAAGCAGGGGGACACGUCUCGCACUGCAGGAUUUGAGUCCCUGGCGGCGUAGUGUGUUACUGAUGGUAGGCUUUGUUACUUUGGUCCCAGCUCUCUGCAGGUCAUUCACUAGGUCCCCCCGUGUGGUUCUGGGAUUUUUGCUCACCGUUCUUGUGAUCAUUUUGACCCCACGGGGUGAGAUCUUGCGUGGAGCCCCAGAUCGAGGGAGAUUAUCAGUGGUCUUGUAGGUCUUCCAUUUCCUAAUAAUUGCUCCCACAGUUGAUUUCUUCAAACCAAGCUGCUUACCUAUUGCAGAUUCAGUCUUCCCAGCCUGGUGCAGGGCUACAAUUUUGUUUCUGGUGUCCUUUGACAGCUCUUUGGUCUUGGCCAUAGUGGAGUUUGGAGUGUGACUGUUUGAGGUUGUGGACAGGUGUCUUUUAUACUGAUAACAAGUUCAAACAGGUGCCAUUAAUACAGGUAACGAGUGGAGGACAGAGGAGCCUCUUAAAGAAGAAGUUACAGGUCUGUGAGAGCCAGAAAUCUUGCUUGUUGUAGGUGACCAAAUACUUAUUUUCCACCAUAAUUUGCAAAUAAAUUCAUUAAAAAUCCUACAAUGUGGUUUUCUGGAUUUUUUUUCCUCAAUUUGUCUGUCAUAGUUGACGUGUACCUAUGAUGAAAAUUACAGGCCUCUCUCAUCUUUUUAAGUGGGAGAACUUGCAAAAUUGGUGGCUGACUAAAUACUUUUUCCCCCACUGUACAGAAGAUAGCCCUAUUUGGUAUAAGACCAAGUCCAUAUUAUGGCAAGAACAGCUCAAAUAAGCAAAGGGAAACAACAGUCCAUCAUUACUUUAAGACAUGAAGGUCAGUCAAUACGGAAAAUUAAAAGAACUUUGAAAGUUUCUUCAAGUGCAGUCGCAAAAACCAUCAAGCGCUGUGAUGAAACUGGCUCUCAUGAGGACCGCCACAGGAAAGGAAGACCCAGAGUUACUGCUGCAGAGGAUAAGUUCAUUAGAGUUACCAGCCUCAGACAUUGCAGCCCAAAUAAAUGCUUCACAGAGUUCAAGUCACAUAUAAAUCUCAACAUCAACUGUUCAGAGGGGACUGUGUGAAUCAGUCCUUAAUGGUCGAAUUACUGCAAAGAAACCACUACUAAAGGACACCAAUAAUAAGAAGAAACCUGCUUGAGCCAAGAAACACGAGCAAUGGACAUUAGACCGGUGGAAAGUUGUCCUUUGGUCUGGAGUCCAAAUUUGAGAUUUUUGGUUCCAACCGCCGUGUCUUUGUGAGAUGAUCUCCGCAUGUGUAGUUCCCACCGUAAAGCAUGGAGGAGGUGGUGUUAUGGUGUGGGGGUGCUUUGCUGGUGACACUGUCUUAGAAUUCAAGGCACACUUAACCAGCAUGGCUACUACAGCAUUCUGCAGCGAUACGCCAUCCCAUCUGGUUUGGGCUUAGUGGGACUAUCAUUUGUUUUUCAACAGGACAAUGACCCAACACACCUCCAGGCUGUGUAAGGGCUAUUUUACCAAGAAGGAGAGUGAUGGAGUGCUGCAUCAGUUGACCUGGCCUCCACAAUCCCCCGACCUCAACCCAAUUGGGAUGGUUUGGGAUGAGUCGGACCGCAGAGUGAAGGAAAAGCAACCAACAAGUGCUCAGCAUAUGUGGGAACUCCUUCAAGACUGUUGGAAAAGCAUUCCAGGUGAAGCUGGUUGAGAGAAUGCCAAGAGUGUGCAAAGCUGUCAUCAAGGCAAAGGGUGGCUAUUUGAAGUAUCUCAAAUAUAAAAUAUAUUUUGAUUUGUUUAACACUUUUUUAUUUACUACAUGAUUCCAUAUGUGUUAUUUCAUAGUUUUGAUGUCUUCACUAUUAUUCUACAAUGUAGAAAAUAGUAAAAAUAAAGAAAAACCCUUGAAUGAGUAGGUGUGUCCAAACUUUUGACUGGUACUGUAUAUUGGUAGGAGCUACCGAAUGUCAUUUUUGGUGACUUUGGACAUUUACAAGCGAAUGUGAAUGAGAGACAUUGUGCAAAUGAACAAAGCUGGCUCACCAGCAGCAUGUCUAUAACUAACCCUAUUUGUGUCUACACCCUGUGUGUGUGGAGUCUGGAGUCGCUAGGGCAACGGGCCUGCCUGCUCUGCUCAGAGGGGGAGGAGCAGACUGUAUAUACGGUAUACCGCCCAAGCCUAAUAGAAAUUGACUUUUAGGAUGUGAAUGCCAAAACAUUCAGGAGAUAAAGGUGCUCAAAAUUGACCCAUUUUGCAUACCCCGCCAUACCAUGAGACAUUCGUGUUUUCAUCACUGGAAAAGAUAAACGGUUGGGUUUAAUAUAAUUUAAAAGUUACAGACUGUGUUGUCAAACUAUUUUAUUAAUUCUUUGAAAAAAAAUGUUGAAUAAAAAUUGUCAUUUUUAAACUUUUAUUAUCAAAAAACACGUAAACUCAGAUUUAAAAAAAUGAGAAUUGCAUAUGUUGAAGCUUAGACCCUAUUUCACACCAUCUGAGGUUUUUGUGUUCUUCUUUUUAAUUUUAAUUUUAAUAUUUUUUGGGGGGGUAGAUCAGCUUUAAUAUUGCAGAUAGAUUGUAACUUCCAUCAAUGUAAUUGUCUGCAUCACUUCCAAUCUCCCAUAUAUAUAUUUUUUCUCGCAAAUAAAUAUAUAUAUAUUUUUGUGUUCUUCUUGCCAUCGGUUGAGAUACAACAUGCUCCAAUUUGUAAGUCCCUCUGGAUAAGAGCGUCUGCUAAAUGACGUAAAUGUAAAAUGUAAAAAUGUAGAAUGGACCUAUCCCUUCAGACCACUGCAAUUUGGCUGGUACACCAUUAACAUUUUAAAUAUAAUACAAAUGUUAACAUCUAAUUACUACCACAAAGAUGACUACCAGUCCACCCAAUGUCAAAUGUCAACUUAAAUGGUCAUGGCUAUUCUGUUAUCUAUAUUUCUAUGAUUUCAAUCGUUUUUUUUUUUUUUGUCAUUUAGCAGACGCUCUUAUCCAGAGCGACUUACAGUUAGUGAGUGCAUACAUUUUUUAAAUUUUUUAUAUUGGCCCCCCGUGGGAAACGAACUCACAACCCUAGCGUUGCAAGCACCAUGCUCUACCAACUGAGCUACAUGGGGCCCCAAUCCUAUGGAGGAUUGACAGUAUAAUAUAAAACAACUGAUAUUCCCAUUCAAGUCAACAGUCUCUGAUGUGUGGACCUUCAACCAUCUUUGUGGCACAUUUAUCAGCCAAAACAUGACACCCACCCCUGUAUUCAAGAGAAUGUUGUCUCAACCGAAGGCGGACACAACAAAAAACCUAAGAUGAUGUAAAAAAAAAAGCCCCUGUGUAGCUCUGUUGGUAGAGCAUGGCGCUUGCAAUGCCAGGGUUGUGGGUUCGAUUCCCAUGGGGGGCCAGUAUGAAAAAUGUAUGCACUCACUUAACUGUAAGUCGCUCUGGAUAAGAGCGUCUGCUAAAUGACUCAAAUGUUAAAUGUAAAUGUAAAAUAGGGUCUAAGCUACAACCCUGUUUGUAAGCUUUUAAAUGAUAUCAAUCUCGUUUAUCUUUUACAGUGAUGUAGACAGAUUUCUCAUGGUAUGGUGGGGUAUGCAAAAUGGGUCAUCUUUGAGCACCUUUAUCUCAUGAAUGUUUUGGCAUUCAGUUACAAAAAGUCACUUUCUGAGCACUUUUACAAUGGGCAAAUAUGUAUGGAAGAUUUUGUUUAAAUCAAAAGGAGUGCUGUUAAAAAGUGAUUGGGUUAUCUUGGUGACUGUGUGUGUGUGUGUGUGUGUGUGUGUGUGUGUGUGUGUGUGUGUGUGUGUGUGUGUGUGUGUGUGUGUGUGUGUGUGUGUGUGUGUGUGUGUGUGUGUGCGUACGAUGUGUAUGUGUGUGCCUUUUUUCAGUUUUGCCUUAUGUGAUCUGAUGCCUUCAGGUGUUAUUGAACAUCUAUUACUGUGUUAAUGAACAGGUAUUACUCACCAACUAUUGUUAACCAGAAUCAAACUCCAGACUGUUAUUUUCAUCCUGUUCCUAGCAGCCUAUUUUCCUUAAGAAUGGGGAUGAGCUGACUGAGGCUUUGGCUGCAGCUUCUGUGUACUCUGCUGUCUUUUCUUGUGAGCAGAGCCCUGACUAAUAGAACUGUGUCCUUGUGUUGCCUAGGUGACAGAGCCAUGCAGAUGGCAGCGUACAGAGUGGCUCUCUGCCCGCGUGGCAGUGGCCUGGUCAGGUUGGGGUUGGGCAGACCCAGGUCCAGGGCUGACCGUGCCCUCAUGGCCCCCCUGCCCCACCUCCUCUCCCCCUGCCCCAGAGCCGGGGCUCGGACCCUGUUCAGCGAGACAGGGGUCUGGGACAGGGACUAUAAAGCAGACACCAGACGCAGGGUGGAGCAGUGGUGGCACCCCCGUAUCAUGGAGCAGUGGCAGAGGGAUACGCUGGAGGAGGUGAGUUGGCAGAAAUUCUUACAUUCUCUCUUUGCUUUCUGUUGGCCCUUAGUACAGGCUUCUGGGAAAGAUUGUCAGAUGAAUAUUUUAAAACACCCCUGGCUUUAUUUCCAAUUAUAAUCUAGCCUAAUAUUAAACCAUACUCUGGUCAUUAAGCAUCCUUCAGAAUAACCAUAGUCAUCAUGUGGCAUUAGUACCUGGGCCUAUUGCUAUGUUUAUAUGUGUGCGUCUGUCUGGUUGAACCCUGUUUAGUGUUCCCUUUGGGAGGCCUUCUGGUUUGCGUAAACUCUAAAGCAUUCACUAAAUCAUUCACUUACUGUCUAAUAUUCUUGACUCAUAGGCGUAAUAUGCUUAGUAAUGAAGUAACCUAUUCACAGUCUCCUAUUUGUCCGUCUCUGUUUUUGAUGACUGUUGUCACAACCAUCAACAGUCCUCCAAGGCAAAUAGCACUGUAGAUGACCCUGACAUCCAACCUUGUGUCACGACAUUGUUACAAACCCACAAUGCAUCUUGAUUCAGCCCAGGCUUUCCACACAAAAGUCUUCAGUCCAUCAAUGAGCUCCUUCAAGAAAAUGUGUUUGUUGUCUUCCCCAGAGUUCCCGUAGGAAGAAGUUUUAUGUCCUGUCUAUGUUCCCGUACCCCUCCGGCCGUCUCCACAUGGGCCAUGUACGGGUCUAUACCAUCAGUGAUACCAUCGGACACUUCCAGAGGAUGAGGGGCCACCAGGUAAUAAUAACAUAUACCAUUUAGCAGACAGUUUUAUCCAAAGCGACUGGCCAUGAUAGUAGCUGGAGGUUCAACUGUGAACAUUUGCAUUGUGAAAAGCUAAGCUGCCCAUACUGGUAACUUUUAUAAUUUAUUAAUCUCCUUUCCACCCCUCUAUGCAUGUCUGUCUCUAUGGCUUUGUCUCUCUCUCUCUCCCUCUACAUGCACACAAACGGUACUGUCACGACUCCAGGUUAGUCACGUAGAAGCACACAGCUGUGCAGCACUUUGUGUGCAGUCCUCAAGGCCACCGUACAUUCUCACUCUCUUUACAUCUUGUCUGGAGUGGAAGCCCUGAUCCAUCAUCAUUACGGCCUUGAUGUUCUGUCUAGUCUGAAUCACAGUUGGCAUCUGUUCUGCAGGAGGCGUGUGUGGAGGCUGUUUAAACUAAGAGAGAUGCGGCUCUUCCUUUGCCUUCUCACUCAGCUCUUAAAGGUGCAAUCUGAGAUCUGGGAAUGAGUUCAAUUGUCAUUUCAUAGGACAUUUCCCCAGCCUCAACUUUCAGUUGUAUACAAAAACAAGUGGUGGGGCUGCCAUUUUGCUGAAAAAGGAAUCGCAAAUUGUAGCUUUAAGAGUGCUCCCAUUGUCCCUGGCCCAACGCUACACUGCACUUACCUAAGUGCUCUUAGCCACAAGACCACUUUUCAAUGGGACUACCUACGCAUGGCACAUUACCAGACAUGAUUACGGCAUAAAAAGGUUUAAUGUCAAAACAAUUACUCUUUAAGUUGGUGAGGCCCUCUAAGACAUCUGCCUUGAAGUGUUUCUGCAGGGGUAAGACAGGGAGGGAAGCAAGCUCCCCCUAUCCAUUCUAAUGUGUUGACGACUCUCCUCCUCAUAGAAAAGCGUGAGAGAUGUGUGUUGGUGUUUAGGAGAUAUAUGAUGAUCAGACCGUUGGUGUCCUAUAAACCAGUGGUGACAAAUGACUCCCCAGAGACACCAUUUAGGACCAGGGACUGUCUGUCACUAUGUGUCCCCUAAUGCAGCCAGUCACCCAUAGCUUGACAUGGUUACUAAUUCAUUCACUGUGACCCUCACUUAUUUUUGUCACUCUUUCACUCUCUUCUUCGCUCUCUCUUACUCCCCCUCCCCCCCUCUCUGUUCCCCCUCUCUUACUCUCUCUCCCUCCAUCUGUAUACUGUUCUAAACCAUUACUCCAUCCAUUCUUCUCUUUGUCAUGAUAACUCCCUCCCACUCAGAGAGAGAUGGAUAGAGGUUUGAGAGAGACAGGUUCAGGACAAGCAGAGAGGGGACAGAGGAGGAGUUGAGUAAUUAUGAGCACUAUCGCUUGGGUCGUGUUCAUUUUAUUAGGCACCUAACGGAAGAAAACAGAUUGAAGCAGGGAGGGACUGGUCCAAUAAGAAAUGUUCAUUUUCCGUUGCGUGCCCUAAUGAACACAACCCAGAUGUUUCAUCCAUCACACUUGAGUCAAUAAGCCCUCAGUGUUUAGCAAUCCCUAAACAACCUGCUGUAUGCCAUGCAGCUGUGACUGUGACUGAAUAUAUCUGCAGGUGUGUUUGUUGUGUGUUUGCUGCUCAAAGCUUUUCCCUGCUGGUUGUUUACUCAGCAAAUACCCUCAUCCACUCACAGGGUCACAGUGUAGGCUACAUUUCUGUCUUCAUAUGGACUUUCUUUUUCUUAGCAGGUAGGCUGCAUCUGGGCUACUAGCAGUAAGGCUGUAAUGCUGUCUUCCUAACCACUAUUAUUUUAGUUGUUGUAUGGACCAGCCACUGUUUCAGUGGAUUGACAGCUACCCGGUACUGCCCAAGGGGAUAUUUUUCUGUCAACAUCUGUCAGAGAGAAAGAGAAUCCAUUUACUGUGUCCACACACACGUGUGCACACACACACACACACCAGAGAGAGAACAAGUUGUCUUCAACUAGUUCAUUCGUUCAAGGAGAUUACACUUGUAGAGACAAAUUCCCUUCCCUGUAGCCUAGUUGUGGUGUGAUGUUUAGUAAAAUCCCUUCCCUGUAGCCUAGUUGUGGUGUGAUGUUUAGUAAAAUCCCUUCCCUGUAGCCUAGUUUUGGUGUGAUGUUUAGUAAAAUCCCUUCCCUGUAGCCUAGUUUUGGUGUGAUGUUUAGUAAAAUCCCUUCCCUGUAGCCUAGUUUUGGUGUGAUGUUUAGUAAAACCCCUUCCCUGUAGCCUAGUUUUGGUGUGAUGUUUAGUAAAAUCCCUUCCCUGUAGCCUAGUUUUGGUGUGAUGUUUAGUAAAAUCCCUUCCCUGUAGCCUAGUUGUGGUGUGAUGUUUAGUCAAAUCCCUUCCCUGUAGCCUAGUUGUGGUGUGAUGUUUAGUGGUUAGACUGUCUGUGGCUCUGUUCUGCUUUCAGCCUGCAACUCGUCUCUUCACAGAUGGAACCAGAGCUUUUGGGAUUUGUGUGUGGGUGGACACAUACACUUUAGCAUAGCCGUGCCAAUGUGUUGCAUGCCCAAAAUCAGCCCCCUCCCCUGGGACUCCUGUCUUUCAGGCUGUCCUGCUGGUCUGGAUGGACAAGUCACUCCCUAAAAUACAUCUAAGUCCUCCACUCUGUGGACAGGUUGCUCUCUUAGCUCCUCCUCUAUCCAUAGGUUAAAUGUAGGCAAUACAGUCGUAGUGGGGGAGUUAGAGACUUGACUUUGGCCCUGGGGUUGUUGUGGAGCAUCGACUGUUAAAAAGGGAUGAUGGUUUGCCUCUGACAUAGUCUCUUUGGGCUGAUGUAACUUUGAGAAAUGAACCGAGGCAGACAGCCUGUCCUGUCCGUCAGGAGUUCCUCUCUUCUCUACAACAGGUCUGCUAAAGGUCCUCCUCACUACAUUAGAUAAUGGGCACAUUUAAACCGAAAAAACUGUGUAUUAACACGGCAAGCACAUCUAUUUUAAUGAUCGUAGGGACGUAUUUAUAUUUAUAGAUCUACAGGUACUCAUUUCUCUGGUCAAUGUCUGUAUAUUUUACCUUGGCACGCAGGUGCUCACUUAGACUAAUAACAUCUAGCACUCAGCUUUACAAAUUAGACCCAGGCAGUUACCAAGGAUACCGAUUCGUCUGACUCGUUAGUCGAUGCACACUCCUCUCCUGUCCCCCUCUCUCUCUCUCUCUCUCUGCUUCUCUUCCAUUCUCCUCUCUUCUCCACUCCUCUCCUCUCCUGUCCCCCCCCCUCUCUCUCUCUCUCCCUCUCUCUCUCUCUCUCUCUCUGCUUCUCUUCCAUUCUCCUCUCUUCUCCACUCCUCUCCCUUUAUUGCCUCUCCUCCAUUUUCUUUCUCUUCAGUAAGUGUAUGGGUGGAAGAAAAGCGAAGGAUCAAGAAGGAAUAGAGAAGGGUGGAGAAGGGGUUAUCAAUUCUUAAUAGUAUUGUGAGAAGCGGAGGGAAGGAGGGAAAUAAGUGAGAAAACACAUUAUGAGGAGGAGAGGGGUGAAAACAAGUGUCAGAGACCGGGAGAAUAGAAAAGAGGGUUGGGGGGGGGGGGGGGGGGGGGGGGGGGACUGACUGACUGACUGACUGCAAGCAAGCAAGCAAAAGCUGGGAGCCUGUGUAAACGUCUGAUCACAUCGGUCAGUGCUGAAAAGUACAAUGCCAUACAACACAACAUCCCCAUACUGAAUGUGAAUGAAAUAUAGAUGAUGAUGAUCCAAACAGAGAGGCCUUGAUUCCUAUUACCAUCCUCCAUUUAACACAUCCAAUCAGACCAACGCCAGGAUGUUCCCUCCCAUUCUAAUGUUUAACUCCCAUUAGGCCUUUAUGGGCCUGUGCACAGCCACACAUGCAUUAGAUGUUUAUAUGUUCCUUCACCUCUCUGCCUUACACUCUGGUUGUGUUUAACAGCUUGUACGUACAGUACAUGCCUUCUGGCAUAGAACAGAGAUUAUGGAUAAUGAGAUGGGAUAGGUAAACACUGUUGUGCAUGUUUAAAGAUGCAUGCAAGACCGUAUUACAGUCAAAUGCUCUUGUAUAGCCUUCGGGCCUUGUAGUUGAUGUUCUUUACUAGAGAUAAUAAUAAUAUUAUGAUAAUAUGCCGUUUAGCAGACGCUUUUAUCCAAAGCGACUUACAGUCAUGUGUGCAUACAUUUUUACGUAUGGGUGGUCCCGGGGAUCGAACCCACUACCCUGGCGUUACAAGCGCCAUGCUCUACCAAUUGAGCUACAGGGGAGUGCUUGAGCACUCUCAAACAGGCCUUUGUUAAAGGGAUAUACUGAAAAGUCAGGUGUGAUAUGUUCACGUAUGGUCUCUGUGCCGGUUUGUUGUGGCUGUAUUAGUAAUUGCCUUGACUAAAAGGGGACAAAUAAAGGAUUUUACAUUGAAUUGAACUAUUAUCUUGGGGGCUGUGUGUAACAGGUGUAAAAUCCAAUGGGCUGGGAAGAACAGCCAGGUGUGAUAUGUAACUGAUUUCUGUGUAACUGUGUUUUUAGGUGCUAAACCCAAUGGGCUGGGAUGCUUUUGGACUCCCAGCAGAGAAUGCUGCCAUCGAGAGAGGCCUUGACCCAGAGGAAUGGACUAAGAGGUACAAUACAAGAUAUGACACAAACAUCUCUCUCUCUCUCUCUCUCUCUCUCUCUCUCUCUCUCUCUCUCUCUCUCUCUCUCUCGCUCUCUCGCUCUCUCGCUCUCUCGCUCUCUCGCUCUCUCGCUCUCUCUCUCUCUCUCUCUCUCUCUCUCUCACACACACACACACACACAUUCCCCCUAACGUCCUCCUCUCCCUUGUCUGUCUCCGUCCCCAGUAAUAUCCAGUCCAUGCGGGAGCAGCUCGACAGCCUAGGGCUCUGCUUUAAUUGGGACAAGGUGAGUAAUGAGAGGAGCUGAGCACCACCUCCAACCUUUUAGUGGGAGGCUCUGUGUGGGUGGAUUACUCUCUUUUCUCUCGUGCAUGUGUGAAUGAAUCAUCUUGUGGAUCCCUCUCCUUCCCUCUCCUCUGACCAGGAGGUGACCACCUGCCUGCCAGACUACUACAGGUGGACCCAGUGGCUGUUCGUCAAGCUCUUCAAGGCAGGACUGGCCUAUCAGAAAGAGGUAUGUUCGCUGGCCUUGAAUCUGUCCAAUCCUUGUCAUUGGCUGUGUCUCAAUAGUCUAAAGUAGGUUUCCUCUCUUCAUCUCCUUUCCAUCUCUGCUGACGAGGAGAUGACGACACUUUAGACUAAUGUGAUGCAGUCAUGCCCCUGGUAUUGUCAUGGGCCUGUGUAGAGCUCCAGGGAGGCAGGAUGAGGGAGACACACCCCAGGAGGAUGACUCAGGCAGGCCACAGAGGCUCACAGUGUCUUCAGUAACUAUGGAGCCUCCUGUGGCUUUGUGAGGAAAACAUAUUUUACCUAGUAGAUUACAGACCUUCGGAAAAUCUGUGCUGUAGUGGAGGGGUCAUGUAGUUUAAUCAGAUACAAGCUAUUUUGGCACUCAUAUUAGGAAACAUCUGUCUCUUUCUUUGAUUGGAUCAGCUUCUGUGAUGUUGGCUUAUGUCUGUCUUUGUUUCUGUGUGUAGUUGUAGUAAUUGGCAUGUGUGUGUGUGUUUGUUCCAGGCGGUGGUUAACUGGGACCCCGUGGACCAGACGGUGUUGGCUGAUGAGCAGGUGGAUGAGAGCGGGCGCUCCUGGAGGUCUGGAGCUCUGGUGGAGCAGAAACUACUCAGGCAGUGGUUCAUUAAGACCACCAACUAUGCCAAGGUAGGUGUGUGUGUGUGUGUGUGUGUGUGUGUCUCGUGCACAUUGUGGGUGUGUUGGUAAUAAGCCCGUCAGCAGCAAUAAGGGUCAAAGGGCGUCCUAUCGCAUCAAUCUCGCCACCUGCGCCUUUUGGCAUAAUCUGAUUGGCUGGCUACAUUAGAGGCUGUGUGAGAAUGGAAGGGCGGGAGACCCCUCUGAUGUCAAUCACUGCAGACACCAUGGCAGCAGCUUUAGCCCUGGCUAUGGAACAAACCUGGGCUCAAGUAGGAUUUGUUUUCUUUCAAAUACUUUAGCUGUGAUUGAGUGAUCUUACCUGGCACAAUGGAACCAAUGGACUAGUUCCAAACUGCAAAGCCCACCCAUCUGGAAUUUCAGACGGUGUCAAUCAAAUGCUCAGAGUAUUUGAAAAAAUAUAUAUACUACCUGAACCCAGCCCUGGCUGUGUAAUCAGCAGCCUGCUGAGAAUGUCAUUCCCAGGCUGGCCUCACCGGUCCUGGCCAGUCUGACUGAUGAGAAACCUCCACGUCUCCAGCAGCAGGGUCUCGUAAUCACUACCAGCCACUACCAGCCACUACCAGCUACACUCUGGGUUGAAAUUACCCUCUCUGGAGAUUUAUUCCACUCAUGGGUUGGGCAGCGCACUCACAGACAUAUAUACACACACACACACACACACACAGGCAGCUUGAACCUGGGCACAUGGAGCGAGAGUAACUGGAGGUGUGCUGAUUCAAACCUCUCCAGAUGAGGAAUGGUUGGUACUGAGAGGCUCUGAGUGGAAGCCUUCCAAACCUGUCUGAUUGGUGGGCCAGAAGGUCAGGUUCCCUAUGCUGAUAGAUUCAUGCUGUUAGAGCCUUGAUUGAUAAGGGUUGAUUGGUGUGUGCGUGCUGGUACCAUUUCCAGUUCCCCCACUUCCCCUGGCCCCUGGUAAAGACAUACACUGGUCACUUACACAUUAACCAGCAGGCUUCAGCUGUAUGACCCAGUAACUGCACUUUAUCUCUGAGAUUCACUCACACACACACACACACACACACACACACCACACACAUACACACACACAUGAUGAACACAAUUAAUAAUUACAUUGACAAUAGAUGUUUUCUAUUUCAUGCAUAAUCACACACUCAUGGACUCACUCUUUUGAACACAUCACACUGUAGUGUCAUGUAAAUCAACACAGUGGCAUUCACUUCAAUUACCAGCCUCACACAGACUUUACACGUACAGUACAUUCAUCAUUUUACACAGGCAUACAAACAUAUACACUCUAUUAAGCUUUGCUAGAUUGUUCCGUAGGCAGCCUCAGAUAUAUUCACAUGCAUGUGUUAGGGUGAUAAAAUAUUUCAUGUAUGAACGCAUGUAGGAGAGAUGCUCCAAAAGAUGCAGGGAAACCCACACACACACACACACACACACACAGACAUUGACACACACACUAAAAAACCUUAGCCACCCUCACUUUAUUGAUAUAGCAUUUUAUAGCUUUGCAAGGUUGCCAUGGAUACCCUUGGAAUUGGCCCAGCCAUAGGCCUACAUCUCUGGUUAAACCCUCAGGUUUAUGUGGCUCCAUUGAUGUUGCUUCUUUUCUGGAGACAGACACAAUUUAGUUUAGUUUUUUUUUCUCUUCAUCUCAUGAUUUGAGCAGAGUACCACCUCACCUCAGUUCCCCUCAGCAGGUUUGUUUUUGGUGACAAUCCCGUGACACCUCGAGGCAGGGUGUCUCAGACACCACAGCCUGCUGGCAGCCAGGCUGUACGCUCACACUGGCAUUGUUGCUAGGCUGCUUGACUGACACAAAGACACCAGCAUUUAUGGCAAGACAUCUCUUUCUCACUCUCUCAGAUUCUGUCUCUCUCUCUCCCUCUCUCCUCUCUCUCUCUCUCUCUCUCUCUCUCCAUCCAUGCUUUCGAAACAGUGAAAUAACAGUGAUACACACUGCAAUUACAAUCAUCCUUAUCUCCGUUGUUAGUAUUGGUUGUAUUGAUGUUAUUAGUGUUAUUACAGUGUGUUGGAUGGAGAUCUCAGAGGGUGGCUAGGUAAUGGGUUGUGACAGUGGGGGAGAGGGAUAUCAAAUUGGUGCUGUUGCCUUUUUAUAUUCUCCAUUCAGACAGAAGAGGAACCCAGCUGGGGCUUUCUGGCCUGCCCCUUGUUGUAAUGCAUAGCUUCCUUUUAGAAGUAUGUGUCUGUGUGUCUCUCUCUCUUUCUCUCUUUCUCUCUCUACACCUGUCUUUCUCUCUUUCUCUCUCUACAUCUGUCUUUCUCUCUUUCUCUCUCUACUCCUCUCUCUCUCUCUUUCUCUCUCUACAUCUGUCUCUCUCUCUCUCUCUCUACAUCUGUCUCUGUCUCUCUCUCUCUCUCUCUACAUCUGUCUCUGUCUCUCUCUCUCUCUACAUCUGUCUCUGUCUCUCUCUCUCGCUCGCUCUCUCUCUCUACAUCUGUCUCUCUCUCUCUCUCGUUAUGAAACUGUUGUUGAGAAUGAGUGAGUGGGUCAUGAGCGAUUGCUUUGUGAUAAAUGGAAAAGUAGGCCGGGUGGAGGUCAGGAUUUCUAAAAUCCCUCUGACUGCAUAAUGUGAAAUGAGGCAGACUGUGGUAUUGUGCCAGGAUAUUGGCUGAGCUUUGGAAGAGCCACUCAGGGUACAGAGGAAGAGUCAAUGAUGUGCUGAUCUGACCUUGAACCCAGUGAGUGUUCUCCAAACCUAUACAGUAUCUUCAUCUGACAUUACAAUAUGAUUUAACAUCUUAUGUCAGGAUUUUUUAUUUAUUAUGUAUUUCUCUCUCUCCCAGCCCCUGCUGGACGCCCUAGCAGAGCUGCCAGAAUGGUACGGGGUCAAGGCCAUGCAGGCCAACUGGAUUGGAGACUGCACCGGCUGCUACUUCGACUUCCACCUCAAGGUUAGACUCACAUCUCUCAUCCGUUCCCUCUUGUCAGUCAUCCUGCUUUAGUUUAGACUACUUAGUCUUCCAGGUAUAAACAUUUGAAUGUAUUCUAGUAUUAUCACUAGGAUUAUCACUAGGAUUAGCACUGAGAUUCUCACCUGCUAAUAGGCUACAUCAUUCUCAUUCAGCAAGCAGCACGCGUCGUCCCUCUGCAAGCAGCAAUUUACUCAAACAUAGUGACUGUGUGGCUGUGUGUUUAUUUGCAUUGAAAUAUCUAAAUGCACUUUUAGAAUGUUGAAAGAGUAUUGACAUUCUAAAAUGGUUUUGCUUAAAGCCUACUGUGAACUCCAUUUUAUUAUUAUUAUUAUAGCUCCAGUCACCCCAGUCAUCGAACUCUCCUUGCAACAGAUGGAGGAAAUGUAUUAGGCCAGCUAGUUGAUGCCUUCCUUCCUUAUUAAAAUCGUUAUCACAUUUCUGGAAGGGGGGGGGUUAUGACUUUCUGUGUGUGCGUGUGUGUGUGUGCGCGCAAGUGUGUGAAUCUGUGUGUGUGUGUGUGUGUGUAGGAGGGGGGUUCUCAUAAAUCAGUCAGAACCUGGCAGAGUGGGUAAUUAAAAGUAGUGCCAGCGGUCGUUUUGUAGAUGGGAAGCAGGAACCAGUCCCAUUACAUCUUUAACAUUGUCAACGGUGUUCUGUACUAAAUGACUCCCAGAGUAGCUGCUUAAGAUCUGUAUUAUGAUUCUGUAUUUUUGGUGACAAUUUAAUGGGAUUUCUGUCAGGCGAUAGCAUGUUAACGCAUUAACGUUAAAAACAUGAUCAAUUGCUAAAUAUUGCACACACACCUCACUACGUUUUUUUCUUUUUUUCUUACCAACUAGUGUUAUGUUUCGUUUUUUAACUGUGUCCUGCUUUACCCUGCUCAACAACAAAUGUAACAAAGUUACUGUCCUGUCAUGUAUUUAUCCAUAAACUGUGUGUGUGUCUGUCUAUCCUUCCCUCCAUGCAGGUGAAUGGGGAGGAGACGGGGGAGACUCUAGCAGGCUACACCUCCAGCCCAGAGGCAGUGUUUGGGGCUGCCUACCUGUCCAUCCUCCCCUCCCACAGAUUGCUCCAUGGUACCAGCCCAGUCCGCUCAGCCCUGGAGAGAGCCCUGCAGACAGGCAGAGGUAGGAAGGAACCACUGUCCAGACCUGGUAGUCUGUGGUCAUUUUUUAAGUGGCGCUUUUAUCCAAAGUGUCUUACAGUAAAUAUGUAUUGUAUGUGGCCCAUUGUAACUCUGUCAGAGCAAUGCCACGUUUUUGAUCAAGUAUACUGAACAAAAAUAUUAACGCAAAAUGCAACAAUUUCAAUGAUUUUACUGAGUUACAAUUCAUAUAAGGAAAUCAGUCAAUUCAUUAGGCCCUAAUCUAUGGAUUUCACAUGACUGGGAAUACAGAUAUGCAUCUGUUGGUCACAGAUGCCUUAAAAUAAAUGGGCCUCACAAUGAGCCUCAGGAUCUCGUCAAUGUAUUUCUGUGCAUUCAAAUUGCCAUCGAUAAAAUGCAAUUGUGUUCGUUGUCCAUAGCUUAUGCCUGCCCAUACCAUAACCCCACCAGUACCAUGGGGCACUCUGUUCACAAUGUUGACAUCAGCAAACCGCUCGCCCACAGGACGCCAUACACGUGGUCUGCGGUUGUGAGGCCAGUUGGAUAUACUGCCAAAUUCUCUAAAACAACGUUUGAGGUGGCUUAUGGUAGAGAAAUUAUCAUUAAAUUCUCUGGCAACAGCUCUGGUGGACAUCCCUGCAGUCAGCAUGCCAAUUGCACACCCUCAAAACUUGAGACAUCUGUGGCAUUGUGUUGUGUGACAAAACUGCACAUUUUAGAGUGGCCUUUUAUUGUCCCCAGCAAAAGAUGUACCUAUGUAAUGAUCAUGACGUUUAAUCAGCUUCUUGAUAUGCCACACCUGUCAGGUGGAUGGAUUAUCUUGGCAAAGUAGAAAUGCUCACUAAUCGGGAUGUAAACAAAUUUGUGCACAACAUUUGAGAGAAAUAAGCUUUUUGUGUGGAUGGAACAUUUCUGGGAUCUUUUAUUUCAGCCCAUGAAACAUAGGACCAACACUUUACAUGUUGCGUUUAGAUUUUUGUUCAGUGUAGUAUAGAGAAUUACUGGCUGUUAGUAGUUGAUUUUGGAUGUUGAUGUUGAGUUUAGUGCUUGCUCACGCUAAGCUGAAACACAGUGCAACACAGGUACAUAAAUUUGGUUUUUCUGGAGGUUAUGUCCAGAGGUAUUGGUGUAGAUGUGUGUGAGCAGCACUUAUCGUGUGUGUGUGUGUGUGUGUGUAGAGAGACAGUUGUGCAUGGGUAUACCCUCCAGGAUAUGUUAUGUGUUUCUCUGCUGCUCUUCUCCCGGUGCCUCUGUGUGUUUUACUUGGGAUUCCCCUGAAUCUCUCUCUUUAUCUUUAUCGAACUUUCUCGCUCUCUCUUUCUCCCUCUCUCUCUCUCUCUCUCUCUGUCUCGCUCGAUCUAUGCUCUCUCUUUCUCUAUCCUCUCUCUCUCUUUUUCGCUAUCUCUCUCUGUCUCUCUCUCUGUGUCACUCUGUCUCUAUCUGUCCCCUUCCCUCUCUUUCUCUCUAUCCUCUCUCUCUUUUUUGCUGUCUCUCUCUGUCUCUCUCUCUCUGUCACGCUGUCUGUCUCUAUCUAUCCCUCUCUCUCUUUAUCUCUUCUCUCUCUGAUUGUUGAUAAUGAGGCACCAGGGGAGAAGCUCUCCCUCGCUGACUCCUGAACUCUGACCUUUAACCCCCAGACUGCCUGACAGAGGUCACCGCCCUCAACCUAUUUACCGGUCAGGAACUUCCCCUGGUCAUCUCCAGCAAGCAGGAGUUUGAGGGUCAUCUAGACACUGUCAUAGGUACGUGGAUGUGUGUGUGGGUUUGAACGUCCACAUGGCUUGCACAUACAGUAUGUACUCACUGUGUAUUAUUGACCUUUGAGCUUUUGUUCUUGUGCUUUUAUUAGUCUCUCUAUUUCAUGAAUCACGUUCAGCCUGUCCCUGUGUCCUGUACAUGUUUGUAGAUGUCACUGUGCCAGUGUGUCCUUGAGCCUGCAGUGUGUCUCUGUCAUACUCUGGGCGUUCGGCUGCUGUUGUACAAUGAUGUAACCUUAACUCUCUAGAAGGAGUUCCCUGCUUGGUGCUUUGGGUGUUUGUCCACGAGGAGGCAAUACCCAUGAAGAACUAGCCAUAUCCCAGCAACCCGCAGCCCCCCAUUUGUAGGCCCGUUUGUAGGCCCGUGGACCAAUUUCAACUCAGUCAGUCUCUCUUACUGUUGAGAGUUAGAAUUAUACAAUACACAAGGUGCAAUUUCAUGAUGAGUUCCGUUUUUGUGGCCCCCACCCCAAUCAAGUUGCCAAUCCCUGUUCUAGGUAAAGACAGCCCCUGAGACACCUUGGCUCAUUCUCAACAGAUAGGCUCCCUAAAGUGGAGUUGUUUACUGUGUGUGUGCAUGCUGGUGUGCACGUGUGUGUGACAAAUGUACCAUGUGUGUGUCCCUGGCAGGUAUCCCUGACAGCAGUGUGGAGGAUGCUUCUGUGGCCAGGGCUCUGGGUCUGAGCUGGAGCCCAGUCCUGAAGAGCCAGGAGGAUGGAACGCACACACUGCUCAACUCUGCUGAGGUCUGUUUGGACACACAGCAACACACACUGUCACUCUACACAACGUUACCAGUAAACCAGCUUUUCAGUCAUUAUACAGAUUGUUGUAUGCCACUCAGACAUUGCUCGUCCUAAUAUUUAUAUAUUACUUAAUUCCAUUCUUUUACUUUUAGAUUUGUAUGUAUUGUUGUGAAUGGUUAGAUACUGCUGCACUGUUGGAGCUUGGAACACAAGCAUUUCGCUACACCCGCAAUAACAUCUGCUAAAUAUGUGUAUGUGACCAAUAAAAUGUGAUUUGAUUUGAUUUUAUGGUUAUUAAUGGAAGACCCCUAUUUAUGGUUGAAUUAAGUAUUGGCAAGUAGCUGAGUUUUGUUGAAUUCAUGUGUGUUUGAGCUUCUAAACUGUCGUCCUGUUCUCUCUCCAUCUAUCCACCUCUUCUGUGUAGUUCACAGGCCUCAGCAGGGAGGAGGCUUUUGACUCCAUUACCCAGAAGGCCAGAGAGAGAAAAGUGGGUGGCCACCUGACCAGCUCCAAGCUCAGGGAUUGGCUUAUUUCCCGGCAGCGGUACUGGGGAACGCCCAUCCCCAUGGUGCAUUGUGGGUCUUGUGGUCCUGUGGCGGUCCCUGAGGAUCAACUUCCAGUCACCCUGCCCAAACUACUGUCCCUUACGGGGAAGGGGGCAUCCCCUCUGGAGCAUGCUGAUGACUGGAUCAGCUGUACCUGUCCCAGGUGAGAACACUGACACUGAGUGAGGUGUGAGAACACUUUAGUUGGAUCCCAAAUGGCACUCUAUUCCCUAUGUAGCGCACUGCUCUUGACCAGGGCCUAUCGGCCUGGGUCAGAAUUUAAUGCCAUCUGAUCAAAUGUCCAGUUUGGAUGUGAAUACUGGUACUGUAAGUUGGACUGCAAGUUCAUAGCUAGUUCACAAACAUAAGUGAGUUCACUUUAUUCCACUUAUAUUAAAAUCAAAUCAUUUUUUUCAAGGUCGCAUAUCUUUCUCAAUAGUUAGUCAGCGACUCUCUCUCUUGCUCUUAGGUUCAAGCAAUUAUUUCUGGUGCUUUCAGUUUUCUACCCUAUCAGUUCUCCCUUUCUGCCUGUACUAAAAGUCAGGAUAAAUGAGUCCAAGGCCAGAUCAGCUUUGAGUGCUGACACCCUCCAAGUGAGUUCAGAGAGUACACAGGAUGCAUCCCAAAUGCAACCCUAUUCCCUAAAUAGUGCACUACUUUUCACCAGAGCCAUAUGGGUCAUGGUCAAAAGAAGUGCACUAUAAAGUGAAUAGGGUGCCAUUACGGAUGCAUCCUGUGUACUCUCUGAACUUACAGAGAGGGUGUCAGUACUCAAAGCUGAUCUAGCCUUGGACUCAUUUAUCCAGAUUUGUAGUACAUUCAACCACUAUGUAUUGAGGAUAUGAAUACCGGCAGCAAAUGUUUUAAUACACAGGGACCAGGGUUAUGUAAUCAGUGACAGAUGUCGCAGUGGUUAUAUAAACCAGCUGAGGCCUACAUGCCGGGCAUGUCUGCUCUUCCACCACACACACACACACGCACGCACGCACACACGCACACACGACCAGGGUUAUGUAAUCAGUGACAGAUGUCACAGUGGUUAUAUAAACCAGCUGGGGCCUACAUGCCGGGCAUGUCUGCGCUUCCGACAGACAGACAGACAGACAGACUGUCUGUCUGUCUGUCUGUCUGUCUGUCUGUCUGUCUGUCUGUCUGUCUGUCUGUCUGUCUGUCUGUCUGUCUGUCAGUCAGUAACUGUCAAUUAAAUAUGUGAAAAUGCUCCCUGCUGCUCGUUAAACGGCGGCUGCAUCCCAGAUGGCACCCUAUUUCCUAUAUGGUGCACUACUUUGACCAAGGCCACAGGGCAAACCCAGCUUCUCAUGACGAAGACCCUUACCAACACAGGAUUUCUUCAUGGGGAGAUUCCUCCUUGAAAAUAAUAAUAGUUCCAUGAUUGGAAGUGGAAUUGUGGUACAGUAACUAGGAAAUGCUGUUUCAACAGCUCAGCCAGACCGUCAUACAGAGAGAGAGAUGGGGUCGUCUGGUCUGACGGCUAGAUCCAGAGACGGUCUCCUCCUCCUCUUCCGUGUCUCUCCAUCUCUUGUUGACGGCGUCGGAGGAAAUUCGCUCUCUUAACUUAACGAUCAUGUCCAAUUAACCGUGUACAGAAACUGUUUGAUGGGAGAUGGUGGGGGAGAUGGAGUUUUAACUGUCUGUCUCGUCCUUGAGAAGUAAUUUCCUCCACCGCUGAUAUUGUCUCUGCUCCUCUGCUCCCUGUCUGCCUACUGCUGUGAAUUGGCCUGCUCCCUGUCUGCCUACUGCUGUGAAUUGGCCACUCAGUUGAACCCUGUGUGUGAUUAGUCCAGCUAGCUUGCAACGCCAGGAUAGUGGUUUUGAUUCCUGUUUUGGCUUGCCUGGUGACAUCACCAGGCGGUAUAAGUUAAUAGACCAAUAACAAAGAGAGUUCCAAACCUCUCUGCCAAUAACAGCUAGUUAUCAGGUUACAUAUCUCUCCCAUUAGGCCCCCUCCAACUAGGUCCCUCACUCCCAUACAGUCGUAGCUAGAUUCUUGCUUGAGAAAUAAUUUGUUGCUAAAAAAGCAAUUUUUGUUUAUUUUUGACCAUUUGAAUGCAAAACUAUUACAGUAAGGUACUUCAUUGUUCUUGCUUCUGAUGCCACAUCUGUUUGAGAGGCUUCUGCCCCAAUCUGGCAUGCACACGCCCGCAAUGCACUUUCAGUUUCAUUUUGCUAUCUGGUUGAAAUUGUAGCUCUGAAAUCAGCCUAUAUACAGCAGGACAGGACAGAACCAUAGUCAUAGAUAGCACGUGUCCAGGCAAUCACAGCCCCCCAGGAGUCUGAAACUGUCCGUCUGUCAAAUGACAAUCUGGACCCUGAAUGGUCGAUCAGAGAGAGGGAAAACCACAGGGGAGUGGUGUACAGCCUCAUGGAAUUCUUGGAAUACUAUAAUGCCUCUGUUCUGUGUGGGUUUUCCAUUUAUUUAGCUAUUUUGUCAUGAAAGGCACUUUGGUAUGGUUUUGAUCUCAUGAAAUGGCACCUGGGUAUUAACCUGCUACACCUUAGCCUUGUUGCUAAGCAACCCCUCUGCCUUAUUAUAGACUGGCAGGGUGUGUGUGUGUGUGUGUGUGUGUGUGUGAGUGAUUGUUUGUGAAGAGGAGUAAUCUCACCUUCAGAAUAAAAGUGUGAACGUGCGUGGAUAUGCUUGUGUGUGACAAUAAAAACGUCAUGCUACAGGGGACCAGGUAUGGUGCUGUAGUGUUGUUCUCUAGUGUUGCUGUUUAUCUUCCUGGCAUGGUGAUUCUGACUGGGUGGUUGUAUUCUAUGGAGACUCAUUAAACAGUGAGAGGCAGACAUUCUCAGUUCCAGUGUGCAUGUUGAAAGUCAUCGCAUUUGCCAGUGUCCUGUGUUGCUCUCUCAGUGAGGCUGACAGAUGAGCAGUGUGUACAGAGAGCUCUGUUUGGAUUGGAUGAAAAGGGCCUGGGAUAUUACUUCCAACAGACGCGCGCACACACACACACACACACACCAAGCUGGCGCAUACACACACCCACCCACCAAGCUGACAUGGUGCUGGCCGGUUUUGUGUCCCUCUGGCAGUGCUAUUUAGUCAGAGCACAGGAGCAGGGCUCUGAUGGCUGUGUAGUGUAGUGGUUCCAGCCUGACUGUGGCAUCUCCAGGGGACAUGACCUCCACAGACAGAUGGUUCCAGCUCACAUUAGAUACACACUACACAGGCCAGUCCUCUGGACACUUUAUGCCUACAAACUAAACUAACAAAGUCAUUUCACAAUAGGACAAUGGAGGAGACGUUUCAUUUCUAAAAUAACUGCGCACUUACCUAUUUCAUGUGCCACUAUGAAUAAGAAACGGUGAUUCAAACCAGAUAGCUAGCUACAUGACAAAUAUCCACCAAGACUUGAGCCGUGUCAUAUUCAAUCAUUAUACUGUUAUUGACAUUUGGAGUCAUAUCUCCUGCCAGCGCCAACUCCCUCCUGUGGAAAUUAGGUUAAAGCGCUAACUGUUACAUUUGUUGCAGUGUUUAAAUGCACUUUAAAUAAAGUUUGUUCUGAUUCUAUUUGGCCUCUCUCUCCUGUUGUCUUGUCAGGUGUAAAAGGCCGGCCAGAAGGGAGACCGACACCAUGGACACAUUUGUGGACUCAUCCUGGUACUAUUUCAGAUACACUGACCCCCACAACCAAGACAGGUGAGAUACACUGACCCCCACAACCAAGACAGGUGUGAUACACUGACCCCCACAACCAAGACAGGUGUGAUACACUGACCCCCACAACCAAGACAGGUGAGAUACACUGACCCCCACAACCAAGACAGGUGAGAUACACUGACCCCCACAACCAAGACAGGUGAGAUACACUGACUCCCACAACCAAGACAGGUGAGAUACACUGACCCCCACAACCAAGACAAGUGAGAUACACUGACCCCCACAACCAAGACAAGUGAGAUACACUGACCCCCACAACCAAGACAAGUGAGAUACACUGACCCCCACAACCAAGACAGGUGUGAUACACUGACCCCCACAACCAAGACAGGUGAGAUACACUGACCCCCACAACCAAGACAGGUGUGAUACACUGACCCCCACAACCAAGACAGGUGUGAUACACUGACCCCCACAACCAAGACAGGUGAGAUACACUGACCCCCACAACCAAGACAGGUGUGAUACACUGACCCCCACAACCAAGACAGGUGUGAUACACUGAACCCCACAACCAAGACAGGUGAGAUACACUGACCCCCACAACCAAGACAGGUGAGAUACACUGACUCCCACAACCAAGACAAGUGAGAUACACUGACCCCCACAACCAAGACAAGUGAGAUACACUGACCCCCACAACCAAGACAGGUGUGAUACACUGACCCCCACAACCAAGACAGGUGAGAUACACUGACUCCCACAACCAAGACAGGUGUGAUACACUGACCCCCACAACCAAGACAGGUGUGAUACACUGACCCCCACAACCAAGACAGGUGAGAUACACUGACUCCCACAACCAAGACAGGUGUGAUACACUGACCCCCACAACCAAGACAGGUGAGAUACACUGACCCCCACAACCAAGACAAGUGACCUGGGAUUUUCUCUGUCUGUAGUAUCUCUCUUCGUCUGUCUGUAGUAUCUCUCUCUGUUUGUCUUAUCUAUCUAUGUUCCUAUCCCCCCCAAAAUAUAAUGUCUCCUUUUAAAUCAGUCAGUACCAGGUCCUACAACAUGAAAGAGGGGUAGCGAGUGGGAGAGUGUUGUAGGACCUUGUACUGAUUGAUUUAAAAGGAAAGAUUAGAGACUAUAUUUUUGGGGACUGUUCCAAAAUGAAACAGCAGUAGAGACAAAAGUCAUCUUAGGUAAUCUACUCUCCACCAGUGAUGUUCCAACUGUUUUGUAGACAAAGAGAAUCUAGACAAACAUUACAAAUGUAAUAUGCAUUGUCUAUUUAAUCACUGACAAAUGUUUUUUCCUCUCACACAUCAGCACACCAUUUUACACUUCCUCUCAAACAGUACAUUUCAUACACACGCAAACACGCACACACACCGUUAACUUGUAUUCCCUGCUGAUGGAGAUUAUAAACUCCUGGCCGUUAGCUGCUGGGGCUGUGGCAAUACCCAGAGCUUUAACGAAAUAUAUUCAUUUCCCAAUGGCAGGACUUGUCCCUCCUCCACUGACCUUGCUGGGUAAAUCCAUUUCAAUUCAAUCACUUUUUGACAGCACACGUUUUGAUUCGAACCAAACCUUCCAUACAUAGAAGUGCUCAGACAGACUUUUUGGACCUGAAUGCCAAAACAUUCAAGAGAUUAAGGUGCUCAAAGUUGACCGGUUUUGCAUACCCCACCAUACCAUGAGACAUCCAAGUCUUCAUCACUGGAGAAGAUAAACGGUUGGGAUUGAUAUAAUUUAAAAGCUUAGAAACAGGGUUGUCAAACUAUUUUAUAAUUUAUGGAAAAAAUGUUUUUCAAUUAGAAUUGUCAUUUUUUUCAUAUUCGCAUAUGUUGUAGCUUAUUUGACAUCAUCUAAAGUUUUUGUGUUGUGCCCUCCAUCCGUUGAGACACAACAUGCUCUUGAAUACAGGGUGGGUGUCAUGUUUUGGCUGAUAAAUGUACUAAAAUGGGCGGUCAUCUUUGUGGUAGUAAUUAAAGUUAAAAUGUCAAUUCAAUUUCAUUUUCAAUGGUGUACCAGUUACAUUGCAGUGGUCUGAAGAAAUUGGUCCAUUCUAGGAAUUCUAUUUCUAUGAUUGAAAUUAAAUCCACCCUGUAUUCAAGAGUAUGUUGUGUCUCAACCGAUGGUGGGCACAACACAAAAACCUCAGAUGAUUUGAAAUAUGCUCUGAGCUACAACAUAUGUGAAUAUGAAAAAACAUCUGAGUUUACAUGUUUUUAGAUAAUUUACUUAAAGGUUUAAAAAUGACAUAAUUAAAAAACAGAUUAUUUUUUCAAGAAAUAAUAAAAUAGUUUGACAACAGUUUGUAAGCUUUUACAUUAUAUCAAACUCAACCAUUUAUCUUUUCCAGUGAUGAAGACAUGGAUGUCUCAUGGUAUGGUGGGGUAUGCAAAAUGGGUCAACUUUGAGCACCUGUUUUGGCAUUCAGGUCCAAAAAGUCACUUUCUGACCACUUCUGUGCCGGGCAAACAUGUAUGGAAAGAUUUGUUUAAAGCAAAAUGGAUGCUGUCAAAAAGGGAUUGAAUUCAAAUGGAUUUACCCUGCUGUAAAGCUGCUUUAAGAGGGUGCUGGCCUCUCCCUCUUUUAUUUCUUAGCUGGACAGAUUAUGCUGUAACUGAAAAAGCAAUUAAACUGUUUGAGCAUCCUGUUGGCUUGCUGUGGCCUGGGCUGGGGUUUUGGUAGGGUGGGGGCCAACGAGAGGUUAGUGUGUUUGUAUUUGUGUGUGCGCGGGUGUGCAUGUGCAUGUGUUUUUGGCCUGACGCCAGCACACAGAGAGAGGGUAAGUCAUUUUCUGCCCAGUGAGUCUAACUCGUUUAGCCAGUUCAAUUAUCCUGAGACAUCAUCCACUGGCAGAGAGGACUGUGUGUACUGUGUAAGGUGACACACACACACAGUGAUAUAACACUAUGUAAGGAGCAUUGGGAGUUUUGAGCCGAAGUACAGUGUUUUCCCAGCCAGCCAAACUAACGUCUUCCAUCCUCUUCUUCAUUGUUGUCUGGUGACUUGGUCAGAUUUACAACCAGACCAUUCCUAUCUGAACGAUCUAUCUGAGAGGGAGGGUUAUCUCACCUCACCUUUCCUCUCCUCUCUGAGCUCUGAAUACACAUUAUCAGGAUAUACAUUUUUGUUUGUGUGUGUGUGUGUGUGUAUGCAUACGUGUGUGUGUGUAUGCAUGCGUGUGUGUGUAUGCAUGCGUGUGUGUGUGCCUUCAGGAGGAUGCCCCUGGUCUGACUGGUGGGAUAGAUGCUAUUAUAGUAGCUAACUAUGCUAGCCUGCAUAAGGCCCAGGCUGCCACCUAGAGGAUAUAUCUACACAUAAUAUCAAAGACCAGACACCUUACACAUGAUGUAGUCAUAUUUACUAUAACAGCUUCUAUAGUUGAGCUACUUGUUAUAUUGGUGCAUUCCUUCCCAUGAUUAUUAUUCUCUCACGAUACUGUAUUUAUUUAUUUUUUAAGAACUAAUUGUUCAUAGACAGAAAACACCAAAUAUAAAUUGGAGUGAUAACAGUUUACUUCACUCAAACUAACUUGUGCCCCCCUCUCUCCACCCCAGGCCUUUUGAGCGCUCCCUGGCAGACCACUGGCUUCCUGUGGACGUGUACAUUGGGGGGAAGGAGCAUGCUGUUAUGCACCUGUACUACGCACGCUUCCUCAGUCAUUUCUGUAGGGAUCAGGGCUUAGUGGAACACAGGUACAGCAACUAUUGUUCACUAGUCUAUAUCAAUUGAACUAUUGUCCCAAAAUGUUGUACCCACUUAGGGGUGAAUCCUAACUUCCAAUGAAGUCGAAUUUUCACUUAGUCUCCCAUUGACAUUGAAAACUGAAGAAGGCACCAUUGCCAAAACGUCUUUGUAACGUUUGUAUAAUUAUCCCCUGCAGAAAGAAAAAUGUUAAAAACGGCAAAAUGAAGUAAGCUCUUUGAAUGUCCACUCCAGGGAGCCUUUCAAGAAGCUGCUGGUGCAGGGCCUCAUCAAGGGCCAGACGUUUAGAGCUGCGGACAGCGGACAGUACCUGAAGAGAGACGAUAUCGACUUCACAGGUGGGCACAGCAGGGUGGAGACUUCACACGCCAGCAUUCACAGGUUCGAGUUAGUAGACAUCCCUCCCAGAUGGCUUCCUGAGGUUUGCGCAGAAGUUUUUCCUGGUCAGGUCCUAUAAGAAAGAAUUGAGGAGGACCACCUUAACCCUUAGCCUAUAAUUUCUGCGUCCCCGCGGAAACAAAUCCCCAUCAAAAUCCAUCUGUUUAAGCUAGAGAUUUCUGUUUUUUUGCAUAGCAAUCCACCGCAUCUGCUGAAAUUGCCCUUCCGCAUCUGCAGUGGAAGGUGGCAGAGCUAGAGAGGUGUUUGUCAGACCAUGAGACAUCCCGACAAUCGGUCUUCUCACGACAACGUCUGUAGCGUCUGAACGGUUUGGCCUACAAACUAUUAUGACCACUCUAUGAUGAGACUCUCAGGAACACGGUGGUGUUCUUCAUUUUGCUCUAAGACACUCACAAGCCUCACAAGACUUGUCUGAAGGUCCCCGGUACCAGUUUUAAAAAAUGUAUGAAAGUAUACAGUAUAUGGAAAUAUUUUAGUGCCUAAAAUAAGGGGAUAAAUACAUGUAAAAACAAUUACAAAAUAAUUUCCUUUCCUGAUCUUUCUUAUAUGUCACAGAUAUAGAACAGACACUUGAAAACAAACUUCCUUUUUUAUUUUUGGGGGGGGGACUAUCUCUUUUUCCAUGUAGUGAAUCUGUUAUUCAAUGCGUUUCUAUUGGCUAAUAGCAGUAAUGCCAAAUUCAAUGUUACAUCCCAAUUAUUAUUAUUAUUAUUAUUAUUUAAUUUUUUUAUACCUUAAGGGGUCUUAAAAUUCCAAAUCAAAUAGCUAAAUGAUCCUUGGUAUGAGCAUCUUAAAACAAUUCCAUAUGUUAGCUUAGAACCCCCCCCCCCCAGCUUAGAAAGGUCUUAGACUCUAGAGGGUUAAAAGCCAUAUUUUUCUUAUUUUCGUUCUCUUUCUCUGACUGUUUUUCUGGAUUUUUUAGUACCUUUUCUCUUCCCGUUGCUUGGCAACUGGGUAAACACGGACACUGGCUCCGUUCAUAGAGGUGAGGCUUUAUAUCACUCUGUCUGAGAGCUUCCACACUGGACACACACACACCGAUGUGUUCUAGCCCUCAGUAAACAGACUGAUCAAGGAAUUUACUGAAAGAUCGUUCCUGUCUGUCUGUUUGUCAGGAGGCCUUAUUUUUUUUAAGUGGCUUAGUUUUUUUAUUUGUACUAUUUUUCUUCUACUGUCAGUAUUUGCUUUUUACAUAUACCUGCAGGCAAAUCUGCAAUGGCACCCUAUAUUGUGCACUACAAAAGUAGUAAUAGAGUGCCAUUUCAGACAGGACCAGUCUGCUGGAGAUAUAUAGAGGUGUCCAGUGCUAACCAUUGCCUUGUCCCCUGUGUCAGGUGAGGAGCCGGUGCUGGUGGGUAGCAAGGCCGGGCUGCAGGUGACGUGGGAGAAGAUGUCCAAGUCGAAACACAACGGCCUGGACCCUCAGGAGGUGGUGCAACAGUAUGGCAUCGACACUGUCCGCCUUUACAUCCUCUACGCUGCUCCCCCUGAACAGGACAUCCUCUGGGACGUCAAGAGUGAGUUACACACACCCUGUGACCCCCAACCCCCACCUCUACCCAACCAACAAUAGACUGUGUGGCGUAGCAUUAUUUAUUUUGCAAUCAAAUUACUGUGUGUUGUGAGGGAGUUUAAUUAAAAGGUUUUAUUGGUCCAGUACUGAUGUUUAUCAUGUGUUUUGCCAGUCUUGUCUGUGGUGUAAUGUGUAUGUGUGUUGUCCCCUCAGCGGACGCUCUGCCCGGGGUGCUGCGGUGGCAGUCUCGUCUGUGGGGGCUGGUGACCAAGCUGAGGGGGGCUCGGCAGGACGGGGAUGUCCCCAACACCUUGUUGCUGAAGAGGAAGGAGCAGGCAGAGGCCAGGAAAAUCUGGGAGAACAAGAACUAUGCUGUGGAACAGGUAGAAUGUCCAUACUACAUAUCAACACCCUCAGAAUGUUACUGAACAUUCCUAAACACAGAGAAGUCGUGGUUUCAUUAUUCUCUUGUUAGGGUUGUACUACCCACCUUUACCAGUAGGUGUCACUAACUGCAGUCACUGUAGAUGACUGAAACUGCCUUGUCAUACUCAGACCUAAUACCUGAAUAUGUAAAUGCAUUGAAUAUUUGUAUCAUCCAAGUCUUCUUAUGUGUGACAUCUGAAAUGGGUAUUUGUCAUACCAGUAUUAGUCUCUCUCUUAUGUUCCCGCUGCAGAGCUUGUCAUCAAAUGUUCAAUUAGUGCUGCAGGUUUCACUUGAAGUGUGAAGAUGACACUGUGUUAACUAUAGCACCUUAUCGUAUUCCAUGAGGAAUUCUAGGCUUCGCCCAUACUAUGCAUUUUAGCCUCAGCGUUGCAUAACAGGAGAAGCUGCUGUUGUCAUUUCAUCCUGGGAUCUAUAUGGUAACCUGAGACCACAGUCAGGUCUGGUAGCCCAGAGCAGCCUAGCGGGUAUAAGGAGAAUGGAAAUUGAUUUGAAAUCCAAUAGUGACGUUUUCACACUUUAUAAAUAGCUGGCAUCUGUUCCGACUCCCUCAGUGCGGUCGGUGGGGUUUGAUUCUCUUCUCGCCCUUCAUAGUCUGUGCUGUUAAAGGGCUCUGUGCGUGUUUGCGUGUGUAUGGCCCGGCCCACCCUAAGGCCCCCCCCCCCCCCCCCCCAAAGCCACGGCCAUCCUUUGAUCUGCCCUCUGUCUUUGACCUCCUCCCAAAAGCCCGUCCCAAAAGGGUUCUCCUUCCCAGAACAUUUACAUUUACGUCAUUUAGCAGACAGAGGGCAUUAUCCAGAGCGACUUACAGGAGCAAUUAGGGUUAAGUGCCUUGCUCAAGGGCACAUCGACAGAUUUUUCACCUAGUUGGCUCGGGGAUUAGAACCAGCAACCUUUCGGUUACUGGCACAACGCUCUUACCCACUAAGCUACCUGCCACUUAGCUGUGGAAUGUUCACAUGCACAGCCUUCUUGUUUUUAAACACAUUGUGAGCCAACCAGUUAUCAGAACCAUGUAUAGUGAUGACAUGGAGAACAAGCUUUUAUCCUCUGGUCCUAUUGUUGUUUUCCAUUCAUCACCAUGAACCAUCACAGGCAGCUGGGAGGUCCUCCCUGAUACUAUCCCUUACCAUAUGGAAACAUUGUUUUACUGAAGCAUUGGAGGAGAAAGGAGAGAGGGAGAGAGUGAGAGCAGAGUGUGUGAUAGUUAAAGCUUUGUAGAAGAGUGGGUUGUUCAUUCAGGCGGUUGAUCAGUCAGUCAGUGAGAGAGAGAGAGAGACACACACAGAGAGAGAGACAGUAUGGCUGGAUAUGAUGCCACUGUGACCAACUUGUCUUGUGUUUCCAGGUCACAGGUCACUUCACAGAGGACUUCCUCCUGAAUGCAGCCAUUUCUCGACUCAUGGGACUCACCAACACACUCUCUGUGAGUGGACACUGUGUGUGUGUGUGUGUGUGUGUGUGUGUGUGUGUGUGUGUGUGUGUGUGCGUUCGAUCUGACCUCUGACAUCUUUCUCUGUCCCUCUCAGAACGUGUCGCCUCGCGUGCUGCUGCACAGUGUGGAGUUUGAGGAAGCUCUGGCCACUCUGUGUGUGAUGACCGCUCCCAUGGCCCCACACCUGGCCUCCGAACUGUGGGCAGGUGGGCUUCACACACACAUUGAGGAAGGGAAUGAAUGAAUAAAUAAAUAAUGGACAAUAAUAUGAAUGAUAUUAGUUUUUCAUCAAAAGAUUAAUGUGUCACAUGAUAUUUUGUCAUGUGAGUGUUGCUAUGAUGAUCCCAUCCCAGAGUGGGAAAACGAAUAGUCUACUACACUCCUAGUGAGACAGAGACCGACUGGAGAGGAGAUGAGAGGACUGUCUGGAAUGAUGAUGUGGGUUUGGAAAGAACCCAACAGGAAGUUACCUCACGGUGUCAUGUUGAUGGUGCCUCUUAUCUAACACACAAAACGCUCUGCAACGCCCUGGUGAUGUCAUCACAGUCCAAUGAGAUCAUUUGUUUGUGUGUGGUGUACCCAUGUGGAUACUUCAAGAAUCUGAGUUGAUUAACCAAAAUUGACAUGAAAACCUAUGCAGAGUCAAGGUCUAGGAGUUCAGUAUACAAUAGUUUCACACAAAUCUCCUCCAGAAUGUGAUUGUGACUAAAUAUCCCCUGACCCAAACUGAGAAUCCCAGCCCUAUCACAUGAACAAUGUAACUGAUGCUGAGUCAGGACAAAGGUUGACCAUGUGACCUGAUGGUAUAAAAAUGGCCAGAAGAGGAAGUGUGCCCCCGCACUGUCCAGUAGAACAUCCCCCUAUUGUCAAACACACAGAAACAAGCCCUCUACUGAGGGGCUGGAAAUAGGGGCUGGGAGUAGGACUGGUGAUCUGGGGCUGGGAGGACUGGGGGGCUGGGAGUAGGGGCUAGGGGACUGGGUGCUGGAAGGACUGGGGGCUUGGAGUAGGGCUAGGGGGCUAGGAGUAGGGGCUAGUGGACUGGGGCCGGGAAUAGGGGCUAGUGGACUGGGGGCUGGGAGUGAGGUGUCUAGUGGGCUAGUGGACGCUUGAGUAGGGGCUAGGGGGCUAGGAGGACUGGGGGGCUGGGAGUAGGGGCUAGUAGACUAGGGGCUGGGAGGACUGGGGGGCUGGGAGUAGGGGCUAGUGGACUGGGGGCUGGGAGUAGGGGCUAGGGGGCUGGGAGUAGGGGCUGGGAGUAGGGGGUUGGGAGGACUGGGGGCUGGGAGGAGUGGGGGGCUGGGACCGGGAGUAGGGGCAGGGAGGAGUGAGGCUUUUUGGGAAACAGGCAGGAAAAGGCAACAUCCUCCAGCUGAUAGCCACAGUCAGGGAAUCUGAGAGAUGAGCAUGGACAGGAUAAACUGUGUGUGUGUGGUUCUCGCUCGCUCGCUUUCUCUCUCUUUAUCUCUCCCUCAUAGACAGAAAGGACUAGAGUAAGUUAAUAUCCUUCCUGGAAGCCCCCUGUGGGUCACCCCCACAUUAGCAUCAGGAGGCGGUGGGUGGACAAACAGAAGGACUGUUGUUAAUCCUCGAUCUGUGCUGAGCUCUUGACAGCUUUCCUGUAAUGCUCCAUAGAGUUUUCAAAAGUGUGAAUGUCACCCAUCACAUGAGGCAUGACCAUAGAGAUUGCAGUGGUGAAGUUGUGUAAUGGCUGAUGCUGACGCUUGGAUCGUCUAGGCUGGGUGUCUGUAAAGUACUAUAAAGGGCUAUAUAAAUCAAAUGUGAUUGGUUGAUUUCUAGUUUGUGACUUGUUGUCUUCUCCUCCAUUCAGGGCUGAGCCAAGUUAGGAACCCCCUGAGCCCUCUCCUCUCCCGCGGAGGAGACGUGCUGCAGCAGCCCUGGCCCACCCCAGACCCCCAGUACCUGGAGACCCCUGAUACCCUGGAGCUGGCUGUACGGGUGAGGCUGUCACACACACACACUACCUCCCGGUACUCUACACCUUAGAGACUGCUGCCCUAUGUACAGUGCAUAGUCAUUGAACACUGGUCACUUUAAUAAUGUUCAUAUAAUGUUUAUUGUUCUGAAAUCAUUUAUUUUGAUCGCUGAGAAAUUAAGCUAAUUGAUUACUUACUUUAUAGGGACAUACUGUAUUCUCCACAUAGCUCAUCCUAUAUAACUACUGCUGUACAUACCUUCCUACUUAUACAUUGUAUAUUGUUCAAACUGUCUAUACACACCACAUAUUUAUAUUCCGGACUCUGACAUUGCUCGUUGUGAUAUUGCUCCUUUCUUCUUUUUGGAGGGUUUGUGUGUUAGUGUUGUACUGUUAGACACUUACUGCACUGCUGGAGCUAGAAACACAAGCAUUUCACUGCACCUGCUUUAACAUCUGCUGAUCUGAUUUGACACACACACCUCUCACACACUCACUACCCUGUCACUCACACACAUGCCCAUACACAUGCCAAGGCACACACGCCCCUACAGAAAAUUAUACAGACUGAAAGAAAAUUACACUCCCACACACACACAGGCAUACUCUUGUAUAUACUCAAAAUUGCACUCACACUCCCUUGAACCAAAACAGCUGUAGCCCCAUUCAUGCACUCACUCUCUUUACACAGAACCUAUGAUUAUAUGGCUUGAGAGGGAAAGUGUGUACACGUGUGUGCAUGCGUUAGCUCGUGUGUGCACGCAGCCAAGGGUGCCUAGGCAUUCAGCAGGCAGUCCAGCUGUGGUGGGCGGGGUCACAGAGUCAGCUGCUCAAAUAUCAAUAUCUCUGAGAGAUCCCUGCUGGGGGGAAUCAGAGUCCACACACACACACACCUCCAAACAUUGACUACGAUAAUGGAUCAUAGCCAGCUAAAGACUGCGCUCAUCUGAAGUAGAUGUUUUCCUCCUCUCGUGGCCUGUCCUAUGAGGGACCUGUAAUCCUUUCAACCAUACAUUAAGGAAACACAUUAACACACAUUAAGGAAACACAACCGUUUGCCUUUCCACGGUACACGAUCAUCCCCCACACACAGACACAGUAACACACACAUAAACCAUUUCUCCCAUUGACCCUUUGGCACCUGUAUGAUGUAUGAUGAUGAUGCUGGUGUUGGUUGGGCUCUGGUCUGAGGCCUUGAUGUGUGUUUCCACAGCCUAGCGGUGCUAACCUCACUCUCACUGGGACUCUAAUGACAGACUGAGUCCUGGGUUAGUCCCACAGAGCAGGCCAACACACACACACACGCACACACACACACACGUGCACACAUGCACUAACUAAUAUGAGCGUAUCUUAACACACACAAAUAGAUACCGUACAUACAUACACACACACACACAUAAUACACAAACUUAUAAUUGGGAGAAAGCUUAGACUUGACCCACAGACACACACACUGAUACACAAACAUACAAAGACUGGAAAUGAGGAAUAAAGGUUCCUCCUUCUCAGCUGUAGAGGAUCUGACUGCCCAGCCCAUUUUCACCACAAGCUGGCUGUUUUUAGACAGCUCAGUUUACACACACAGUUUACUGAAAGGAGCGGAGGAAUGGCAUAUGCAUGUUCUGUAGCCCCUGAUGUAAUUAGAGAGCUUUUGGAUGCAGCCACAGCCUCCACUGAGAGUUGUCUCAGUCAGUGUACAUUAUUUAAUAUGUCUGGACCUAAGUUUGCUGUCACUCAAUGCUAACUAGCAAUGUAGAGUAUUUUAGCCAUGGGAUGGAGGUCAAAGUAUUCAGGUUUUUACUCUUAACCUUUUGGGUUUUCUUCUCUCCUCCUCCCUUCCAUUUCUCAAUUUCUCGCUCCAUCUCUCCCUUUCUCCUUUCCUCUCAGAUCAACAACAAGGUGUGUGGGACGGUGUUGGUGCCUCGACAGGUGGCCCAGGAUACGGAGCAGGUACGGGCUCUGGUUCUGGGGAGCGAGCUGGGACAGCGUCUCCUAGGAGACAGGACCAUCAAGAAGGCCAUUCUGUCCCCUAGGACCGCCCUCAUCAAUUUCCUCAUAGUUAAGUGACCACUCAGUCCUGGAUGCUGAUUGGACUGUCAUGUCAAUCAGAAGACCGCAGCCACUCACAGACUUGAAGGCGGGGACAUCAUAUGUACGGAAGGAUUUAAGACUAUUUAUUUGAACAUGAAAACAAGAACUAGUAUGAACAGACAUUUUUGUAAAACAAAUC